AUGACUGGUCAGACUCAGUCUUCUACUUCCCAAAAAUCUGCAUUCACAGACCCCACAACAUUGGCUCUGGCCAACCCUUCAUCCUCCCUCCCCUCCCCUCCAGCCUCCAGUCCAGGAUCCCAUUCACAUGAUGAAUCACUGUUUGACCACACUCAGCCUAAAAGCCCUCUAUCCGAGGAGUUUUCUCCCCAGCAAGAUGUCUCAAUGCCCAGCUUUGCUUCAUUGAGCUCACCAGCAGGCUCACCACCUCUACUUGAUAUUCCCAAAUCUCCAUCCUUUAGUUCCCUUGUCGCGAGGUCAACCAAGCGCAAGUCACCUGUCAAGCCAGCUAGUCGACGCCAUCCACUUUCGCAAUCUUCGUCUUCAGAUUCUUCUACAGGGUCGCAACUCUCUGUUGAACGGCAAUUGACCCAGAGCCCGGUGUCUGGCAGCGAAGAGAACGGCGGCCCAGAUGCCAGCGGGGAAGAUGAUUUCCUCAACCCACCUGGCCAUUUGCCAAUUUCUCAACCUGGUUCGAGUCAAGCCCCGGAUAUGUAUGCAGCUGAGCUGGAGUGGCAUUCUUCUGUGUCUCAGAAUGACAGUAAUACAGUAUCGCAAAGUCCACCACAAGGUCCGAUGUUGGCUACCCUCGAAUCGUUCUCACAACCUCCAUCGCAGUUUGAGUCUUUCCCGAUUCACGACCACGGCUCAAAGCCAAAAGUGGCCUCUGCUUUCCCUGAAUCCCCCUCCUCUAGCCCUUCACUAGCCCUUAGCCAGCCAGUUCCGCUUGCUUCACCCACGUUUGCCAUCAGUACACCCCAGCAAAGGCAGAAUUGGUACCAGGCUCCUCCGAGAAGACGCCAUAGCAGCCAAUCGAGUGGGCAGUCACCAAAAUUUGAGGACCCACCAAAUGCAUCUCCUCCCAAACGUGAUCUGGCUGCAUCUCGGGCGUCUCGACGUGCGUCCCGCCCCCCAAAAUUCAAGAAGGUCUUUCGUUCAGGGACUCUACAAAUCACACCUGCGCCCAGGCCAAUCACUGAGGAAUUGGAUACUCAGCACGCUGACCACUCGGACGCCCUCCUGCAAGAUGUACUGGCCGUACAGUAUAACACCUAUGAUCCUUGGGCGAAUUCCCAGACCCAGGACUACAUGGAUUCGAGCCAAUCCCAGGACUUGUCAUACCCCCCUUUGCAGACCCAAGCACCAUAUCAUAGCCAGAUUUUGUCGCAGUUCUAG
This is a messenger RNA of Cyclocybe aegerita, 1215 nucleotides long. The record is from the annotation of a GenBank genome assembly. Lineage: Eukaryota; Fungi; Basidiomycota; Agaricomycetes; Agaricales; Hemipholiotaceae.